Messenger RNA from Macrosiphum euphorbiae (potato aphid), 3978 nucleotides. NCBI's taxonomy places the organism in Eukaryota, Metazoa, Arthropoda, Insecta, Hemiptera, Aphididae. The record is from the annotation of a GenBank genome assembly.
AUGCCGUCCAUGAACUGGUGGUGGAUCGUGUUCGUCUGGCUGUGGUCGCUGUCCGUCGCGACCACGGCCGUCGAGGAGAAGGUGUGCGGCAGCAUCGACGUGCGCAACAGUGGCGAACGCUUUUCUGCGUUGCACAACUGCACCAUCGUCAAUGGUUAUGUGCAGAUCGUCCUGCUUGACGCCACUACACCGUCCGACUUCGACAUCAGCUUCCCGCUGUUGCGCGAGAUCACUCAGUACCUGGUCGUUUACCGUGUGGCCGGCCUGUACAACCUGGGAAAGCUGUUCCCGAACCUGAUGCUGAUCCGUGGAUCGCACAGCCCGCAUUUCCCGGGACUGGCGCUAAUGAUCCACGACAAUGUUGACCUUAGGGAGAUCGGACUGUACAGCUUGACCAACAUCACACGGGGUUCCGUGAUUAUUUCGAAAAAUCCCAAAUUGUGUCACGCGACGACAAUCGAUUGGGGCCAAAUCGCCAACGGAGUGAGCAACGAUAUUAACGUAAUCAGCAACGACGAACCGGCGAAGUGCAACGGAUGCUCUAAUAUUGGCUGCCCGGAAGACUUGUGCUGGUCCCACGAAGUCGGUCGAUGCCAGUACGGCAAGUUGAACGGGUGCCAUCCACUCUGCGCUGGCGGUUGUGACGAACCGCACUCUGCCAGGCAUUGUUUUGCGUGCACUGCGUAUAUGCACAAGGGCGAAUGCAUCCGGGAAUGUCCAUACGGCCUGUACGGCCACAUCAGGUCUUGCUUGACCGCAGAAGAGUGCCACAGUUUGCCGGUGACAAGAGAGGAAUCGACACCGGACGAUCUGAACACCCAUUACAUCCCGUUCGAACGCGUUUGUCGCGACGAGUGUCCGUACGGGUUCCAGGUGACGGCAGACAAAAGAAACUGUACGGUGUGCACGAAAACGAGAUCCGGACACUGUCAGCGGAACUGUAACAGUUUCAAGAUCAGUGAUGACAUGUUGAGGAAGAAUUACGAAUACCGUUUGCACACCAACUGCACAACGAUAAAAUCUCUGGAGAUUGAAGUCAAAUACGGUACCAGCGAGGACGUGGAACGUCGACUAGAAGAAUACAUCGGCAAAGUAGAAGUUAUUUUGGAUCAGUUAAAAAUCAUACGAUCGUAUUCUCUGAGUUCUUUGAAUUUCUUGCGGAGCUUAUACGAAAUACGUGGUGAAAAUACAGUUAAUAAAAUGGCUUUGGUGAUACGUGGCAAUAAAAAUUUACAAAAACUUUGGACUACCGGUGAAAACGAAACCCGCCCAGUUAAGAUAUUGAACGGCACGGUUUCUUUUCACUACAAUCCAAAGUUAUGCAUGUCAGAAAUAUAUAAAUUUGGAAAUCUGUCUACACUGCCUACAUUCUCCGAUAUUGAAGUGUCAGUUAUAUCUAACGGUGAUCAGUUCGCAUGCACUGUUUAUAAUUUACAAGUAGAAACCGUUAAAAUUGAUUCACAGUCUAUUGUGUUACAAAUGCACAAACCUGUGGAAGCAGAUAAUUUGGAAAGGUUUCUUGUGUAUUUUAUCGAAGCAUCUAAAUGGAAUGAUACUAGAGAAUCAACCGAUUGCGAAGAUUCUAGUUGGAAAAUUGAUGAUAUAAGUUCAAAAAAAGCUUUAAAUGAAACUGAAAUCUUCCAUGUUAUUACAAAUUUAGAACCAAACACAGAGUACAUUUAUUAUGUAAAGACUUACACAAUUUCUUCCAAGACAAGUAUGAGUAGUAUAUUUCGUAAUAAGACUCUUCCAUCAAAGCCGUCCUCUCCCCAAUACUUUAAUGCUCAACCAGUGUCUAGUUCUGAAGUGGAACUAACAUGGAAACCUCCUUCUCAUCCUCAUGGAAAAUUGGUCAAAUACAUUAUCAAGGGAAUUCAUUUAACCGAUGACCAAGCCAUGUUGGAUGAACGUAGUUAUUGUAGAAACAAAACAUUCAAUGGGAACGGCAUAACACACAAAUCAUCCUCUUCAAUUAUUAAACCAUCAUCUGAUGACACAUGUGAAAAACAGUGCGGACCACAGAAGAAUAUUGUUAAUAAUAUAUGCAAUGAUUUUGAACACGGUAUAGACAUAGAUUUAAUUUCAUUGAACAAUCACAGGUAUACAUUUGAAUCGUGCAGCAGUAAUAUUCUUAAUAUCUUUAUUAAUUCAAAAUGUUUGGCAAUGCAAAACAACGAUGACUCUGUUUUCCCAAGUAUUGUAAAUACUUUUAUAAAUGAAAACUGUACAGAAAUGUGGUCAGUCAGUAAUAUGUUGAACAAUGUUACUCAUAGAGAUGGUAGCUCAUCUUAUUUCCAGAUUCAGUUAAAUGAAAAUGUUACAUCGUUUAAUCUAAGUAACCUUAGGCAUUAUAGUCAAUAUUUGCUGUCCAUAUUGGUUUGUAGAGAGGUUGUCCAACAAGAAUUAAACCAAAGCAAUAUAAAUUCUUGUAGUCAAGAGACAUUAAUAUCCUUCCGCACUUUGGAAAAUAAGCAAGCAGAUAUUAUUGAUAGCGAAACUGUACGAGAUGAAAUUGUGAAUAAUCACACAGUUAAUAUAUUUUGGGAGUCACCAAAGCUUAUAAAUAGCAUAAUACAUAGUUUUCAGUUGUACUAUAAGCGCUCGGAAGCGCCUAAUUUUGUUUCUGUGUGUGUUACUAUGAAGGAAUACGAAAAUGCUGGCCGAUCAUAUGUCUUCAAGAAUAUACUGCCUGGUGCUUAUCAAUACAGAAUCCAAGCUGUUUCAUUAUACGGACCUGGGCCAUAUACUACUGUGAAAGAAUUUAAUCUUCCCUAUCCAGACGCAUUUAACAGUUGGCACCUUAUUCUCUUAAUUGUUAUUUGUGGUUGUUUAUUAAUUGUAUUAACAGGUGUUAUUAUUCGUACACACUUUAGUCGUAAGAUGUUAGAACGCAAUAACAUGUUUAAUCUAGCCAAUAAUCCUGGUUACGUUGGCAUUUAUGUCGAGGACGAUUGGGAGACACCCCGAGAAGAUGUGGUUAUACUGAAAAUACUUGGUAGAGGGACAUUUGGCACAGUUCACGAAGGUCUGCUAAUGCCUCAUUCUAUACCAUGUGCUGUAAAAUCUGUAAGCAAGUCAAAUUUUUUGAGAUAUCAUACAGAGUUUUUGAAUGAAGCUGCUAUAAUGAAGAAGUUCAGUGAAGCAUAUCAUAUAGUGAAAUUGCUUGGUGUAGUGACCAAGACCCACCCACCACUACUCAUAAUGGAACUCAUGGGUCGUGGCGAUUUAAAAAGUGUAUUGGUGAAGUGCAAGAAUUCUGAUGAUCCACCUCCACCCAAUAGAUACACUAUCAUUCGUAUGGCUGCACAAAUAGCUGAUGGUAUGGCGUUCCUAGAAUAUAAUAAAUUUAUUCAUCGUGAUUUAGCAGCCCGAAACUGUAUGGUGGCUAAUGAUAUGACAGUGAAAAUUGGCGAUUUCGGUAUGAGUCGACAAAUAUAUAAUGGUGAUUAUUAUCGCAAAGGAAAUAAGGGUGAAAUGCCUAUACGGUGGAUGGCUCCUGAGAGCCUCAGUGAAGGUAUAUUUACCAGUCAGUCAGAUGUCUGGAGUUAUGGGGUCGUGAUCUGGGAAAUGAUGACGCUGGGUGCACAACCCUACCUGGAUAAGAGCAACAAUGAGGUCAUGGCUCAUGUGCUUGACGGCAACUUACUAAACCUGCCAAUCUUCUGUCCUGAUGUGUUAGCUGGUAUCGUUAGACUGUGUUGGAAUUGGACUGCUUCCCAACGACCAAGGUUCCUAAAAAUAGUCGAAACACUUGACGCUUAUCUGGAAGAUGAUUUCAGAUCAGUUUCGUUUUAUCACACCCGCGGCUUACACAAUGAGUCGCCUGCUGAUCAAUCGUUGAUGUCACCUUGUACUACGUACGAAGAAGAUGUCGAUAACGAAAGCGUUAGUUUUGAAGCCGGUGACACUGUUGCUGUAAAUAGUGCGUUCCAUGUAGACAAAAACAAAAUGAGUAAUGGACAUUUAUCUCCAAUGUAA